ACCUAUCGAUUAGAUGGCGUUGCUGCUCGUGCUAACAGUCUAAAGCACGGGAGUGCCGUGUCUCCAAUGAGUGGUCUGUGGGUUGCACUAGCUUUGGCUAAUUUGUACAGUGCCAAUAAUAGUAUAUUAAGAAUAAAGCAAGAACGAAAAGAAGGUAGCCAAUCGAUAUUAUAGUAUAUUUCGCUAUAUUGAACUUGCUUGUGGCUGGACAUUACUGGGUAUCUACCACUUUCAAUGACAGAAUUGAAAUAAGAAGUACGAAUGAAUAUUUCCGCAUAAUCGAGAUAUUAAAUUAUGUGGUGUUUGUUCAUGGCAUAAUUCAAUAAUGUCAAGACACUUAGCAUCAAUCACAAAAAUUGGUUUAACAUAUGGCAAAUCCUUUUUUUUGCCAACAAAAAAUUAUAUCAGGAAGAACUUCAUGGUAUCAGUAUCCUCAUGCAAAUUCAAUGAGUAUUCUUCUAAUGACAGUGGAUGUUCAAACGUCAAUGCUAUACCUGAAGUCAAAGAUUACAAUGAAUUCCUUCAGGAGUCUAAAUCUAGUAUUCAUAUAGGAUGUAAAACCCUAAUGCAGUUACUUAGAAUUAAUGAAAGUACUGCAUUACGUGCAGUCCACAUGUACCCUGCACUACAGAAACUACCAUGCUUAGAAAUAAUGCAGAACUAUGAAACAUUAUCUGCAAUUGGAAUUCAAUAUCAGAGUAUCAAGAACAAUAUUUGGUUGCUUGCUGACACGAAAGAGGUCAUUAAGGUCAAAGCUAGAUAUAUUCAACUGUUACCAUUAGAACUAAAACAUGCAAUACCUUUCUUUAACUUGAAGAUCAAAGAACUUAGAACUCUUGUUACCCUUAUGAAAAUAGAGGAUAAUGAGGUACCAAAUAUUUCCAGGAUACAUUACUUAUCUGAAAAAUUGCAGUGUCCCUUAACAACUAUGUGUAAUAUACUUAUGAAACAUAAAUAUUUACUUAAAAUACCUUUUCAAAGAAUAAAGGGUAUUACAGAUAUUCUAAUUGGACAUGGUGUAACAGCAGAAAAUAUAUUGAAUGAUUUGUGGGUAUUCAGAUACAAAGAAAACACUGUAUUGAUGCGAGUUAAAAAGGCUAUUGAAGCUGGAGUGAACCCAAUAAAGCCAUGGGUAGUACGCUGUCCUGAAAGUGCAUUGAAUGAGAUUUUUAGAAGAAAUACACAGCGUCACAAAGCACUAGAACCAUAUACAAACAUCAUAGAUUUUCUCGCAGCAAAAUUACAGUGUAGCAAACAGGAUGCAGAAGACUUCGUCGACAGGAAUCCAGCCAUUUAUAAAAUGGAUCCAUGGAAGUUGAAAAAUGUUAUUCAAUUCUUGUUUGAUAAGGAAUAUAAACCUGAGCAUUUAAUGCAAACCCCACGACUUUUAUAUUUUGGCUACAAAACAAUAUUAAAUCGGUAUAUCGAAUUGGAACUGCUAAAGAUGAAACCAACGAAUUUAAGAGUAUUGUGCAAAUCGAACGCAGAAAUAGAGGAUUAUAUCCAGAAACAUAAAAGUAUGAGAAUACCGGAAGAGCAACUUAAAUCGGCGAAAGAGGAGGAUGGUAUUUCGAAUUGAACCAAACUGUGAAACAUGUGUUUUAUUCAACUAACAUUACGAUGAGUAUGAACAUUAGUGGACAUCCAUUAUUGUACAAAGUUCAAAAGUAUAAACUACUAAUGGUGUUAAAUAUUUUGAGGCUACAGUGUACAUAGAAAAUACAUUUUUUUAUUAAUAGAAAAACAAGAAAUACAAAA
Messenger RNA from Cephus cinctus (wheat stem sawfly), 1758 nucleotides. It is a transcript of the gene mTTF, whose product is annotated as transcription termination factor, mitochondrial. NCBI's taxonomy places the organism in Eukaryota, Metazoa, Arthropoda, Insecta, Hymenoptera, Cephidae. The transcript has 5 exons. The coding region runs from base 326 to 1579 and encodes 417 amino acids. Gene Ontology annotation, molecular function: double-stranded DNA binding. Gene Ontology annotation, cellular component: mitochondrial matrix. The record is from RefSeq and is a predicted model, not a curated record. Gene Ontology annotation, biological process: regulation of DNA-templated transcription; termination of mitochondrial transcription.